AUGGGGAAGGAAAAGGUAGAGAAAGAGGACAAGGAGAAACUGGUGAAAGAGAAGGAGGCGAAUGAGAAAUUGGCGAAAGAGAAGGAGGCGAAGGAGAAACAUGAGAAGGAGAAGGAGGAAAAAGAGAAGAUCAACAAGGAGGCCAAGGUGAAAGAGGAGAAGGAGAAGAGGAGACAAGAGGAGCUCAAAGCAAAAGAAGGAGGACAGACACCCAAGGCAAUUAGAGAGCAAGAUCAGACUAAGCAGGUUGAUCUCACCAGUCGCAAUGACCCGACUCUUGCCUGUUUCAUCGGGUCAAAAGAUAAAAAUGAGCUACUGAGAAGUAUUCGACUGGCUCAAGAAAGAUUGGAGGAACUAAGAAAGAAGAAAGAAAAAUAUGUUAGCCAAUUUUUUGUUGAUACUCUUUCGAGCCUAGUCCCCGAGACCAAUCUUCCCAGUACUGAUCCUUCAAUGGCCUAG
Cryptomeria japonica (Japanese cedar) is the source of this 459-nucleotide messenger RNA. RefSeq lists its product as uncharacterized. The record is from RefSeq and is a predicted model, not a curated record. The coding region runs from base 1 to 459 and encodes 152 amino acids. The transcript has a single exon. NCBI's taxonomy places the organism in Eukaryota, Viridiplantae, Streptophyta, Pinopsida, Cupressales, Cupressaceae.